Molecule: messenger RNA, 1335 nt
Organism: Fomitopsis serialis
Lineage: Eukaryota; Fungi; Basidiomycota; Agaricomycetes; Polyporales; Fomitopsidaceae
Exons: 6
Coding region: 344-1198 (284 amino acids)
Source: RefSeq, a predicted model, not a curated record
GCGCAAAUACACCUUACGAGAGUUCGUGCAGUGCUCGAUAUCAAAGACACUAUAGAUUCGCUUCGGGCGAGCAGGCCCAGAACGACGUAGUGAACAUCACUACGCUCGCCGGCACAGGCGUUCUCUUCGCCGAGCGAGCCUGGGUUGGCCUCGGACCUCCGUUUCAGGCAUACGACAUCGCGCCCAGAGGGCCGUAGCGACAGCGGACGAACGUCCGCCGUCCACCUUCACACAACCCCCGUCCUGCGCGCUGGUCCGCUACCACGAACCCACCUACCUUUCGUGUCAGACGGAUAAAGACACGACGUAUCAGGUUCCGGCGGUGAACUGGCCCCGGAACGCUAUGGCGCCGGAUGACACGACGGGCCCUGCGAUCGUACCUUGUCUCUCUACGAAUGGCCGCAACACCCUUCGACUGCUGCCGGACGGGCGACGACACGCCAUGUGGGCUUUCGGCGGGCUUGACUCCCCCGUCGAUGCCACGCCGAGGUCGGUCGUGGCUUGCACCUGCGCAUCGCCGUUAGCUUCCCCUCCGUGCUACCGACAAAGUCACCACGUAUCGACUUCCGGCGAACUGGGGCGGGAGGUUGUCUUGCGUCGACGCGCCGUCAACUACUGCAAGCGAGUUACCUCGGCGAAAGGUCCUCGGUAUGCUCAAACGCCGCGCGCCCUGUUGUCAGACGGUCGACGCAUGCGGGCGGGCCGCGCACAGAGCCGGAUAGUGGGUGCGAAGCGUACGGAUGCACCUACGCGGGACACCACAGAAGAGCGGCGCGGGCACCUUGUCUCUCUGCGAAUCAUUGCCCGUCCUCGGCCACGUAUCGAGUUCCGGCGAGCAGAAACACGAGGGCGCGCUCGACGUUCAUGUCAAUGGCCAGGCAGACGCGACAUCCAGCCGCACGUCCCCGCCGUCCGAGCAGUGCAACCCCACCGAAGGAAUCACGACGUAUCGAUUUCCGGCGAACUGGGGAAGCGUGGCGUGCAGGCGCAGGGCGCGCGAGGAUGCUCUGUGAGAAUCCCGCGGCCGGUGCGUUGCGAACCGUUGCGGAGAGUAGCCCGUGGCUACCGACGCACGGAGCAUGUCCCGUCGGAGGGAUCGAGACCCGCGAGUGUCCCUGCGACCGCACGCCGUCUCCCUGCCAAUGACCGCCGCGCCUCCGCCGGACAAGUGAAGACACGACGUAUCGACGUCCGGUGAGCAGGCCCGCGAGGACGUGCUCGACUCGGAUGCCGCCUGUGAAUUGACGCAUGGCUCGCGUUCGCGGAUCGCCGUGCAACCGACGAAGUCACGACGGAUCAAGUAUUGGCGAGCUGGACGCACGGCCCUGAUGAGGU